This is a messenger RNA of Centropristis striata (black sea bass), 2904 nucleotides long. RefSeq names its product copine-3-like. The record is from RefSeq and is a predicted model, not a curated record. Gene Ontology annotation, biological process: ERBB2 signaling pathway; cellular response to calcium ion. Bases 206 to 1903 code for a protein of 565 amino acids. Gene Ontology annotation, molecular function: calcium-dependent phospholipid binding; receptor tyrosine kinase binding. NCBI's taxonomy places the organism in Eukaryota, Metazoa, Chordata, Actinopteri, Perciformes, Serranidae. The transcript has 16 exons. Gene Ontology annotation, cellular component: plasma membrane.
GGACAACAUGCAUGUUAAAUUGGGGGUCGCUCUAGUCUGCAGCAGACUGGCGGGUGUCCCUUUAAGUGAAAACGAGCGCACCGGGCACCGCCCACCUCUCCGCCUCUGUCAUUACAUUGCUACAAACCAAACACAUAAACCAAAACCACAGCACCGACAGCUCGCUGGCUAACAAGUUAGUGAGUGUGUCCUCGUCCAGGCUAUAAUGGCAGCAGUUGGAGCCCCCGGGCCAAGGGCCUCCGACUGUGUGACCAAGGUGGCACUGAGCAUCUCCUGUGACAACCUGCUCGACAUGGAUACAUUCUCCAAGUCCGACCCACAGUGUAUGCUUCUCAUAAACAGCUCAGGGCCUCACUGGCAUGAGAUUGGCCGGACAGAGAAGAUCAUGAACUGCCUUAGUCCCAAGUUUUCCAAGACUUUUGUCAUCGACUACUACUUUGAGAUGGUGCAGAAGCUGAGGUUUGAAAUAUACGACAUUGAUAACGAAACCAGCACUCUGCAAGAUGACGACUUCCUGGGAGAACUGGAGUGUACCUUGGGACAGGUUGUAUCCUCAAGGAAACUAACAAAACCACUUGUGAUGAAGAACAAGAGACCUGCAGGGAAAGGGACCAUCACUAUAUGUGCUGAAGAAAGAUCAGACAACAGGGUGGUUGUAUUUGAAGCUGCAGGGAGAAAACUGGAUAAAAAGGAUUUCUUUGGCAAGUCCGACCCUUUCCUGGAAUUCUUCAGGCAGACAGAAACUGGAUGGCAGCUGGCUCACAGGACCGAGGUGGUGAAAAACACCUUAAACCCAACAUGGAGACCAUUUCGAAUCCCUCUACAAGCACUCUGUGGAGGAGAUGUGGAGAAAUCCAUAAAGGUAGAUUGUUAUGACUACAACAACAGCGGAUCUCACGACUUUAUUGGAUCCUUUCAGACGACAGUGUGUCAAAUACAGCAGUCGUCACAAACAUAUGCGGCCGAGUUUGAAUGCGUGAACAGUAAGAAGAAACAGAAGAAGAAAGGAUACAAAAACUCUGGUGUCAUCAUCGUAAAAAAAUGCAAGAUAGUGAAGGAGUAUACUUUUCUGGAUUACAUAAUGGGCGGCUGUCAGCUAAACUUCACUAUUGCUAUUGAUUUCACAGGCUCCAACGGGGACCCCAACACCCCUCGGUCCCUGCACUACAUCAACCCUCAUGGCUACAAUGAGUACCAGUCAGCUAUCUGGUCAGUGGGUAAUGUCAUCCAGGACUACGACAGUGAUAAGAUGUUCCCUGCUUUUGGAUUUGGAGCCAAGGUGCCUCCUACAUGGCAGGUCAGCCACGAGUUUCCCAUCAACUUCAACCCAGCUAAUCCGUUCUGUGCAGGUGUGGAGGGCGUGGUCCAAGCCUACCAGCAGUGUCUUCCCCAGGUGAAGCUUUAUGGUCCCACAAACUUUUCCCCAAUCAUCAACCAUGUGGCUCGUUUUGGUGUGCAAGCCCUUCAGCAGCAGACUGCCUCUCAAUACUUUGUCCUGCUGAUCAUCACUGACGGAGUGAUCACAGACAUGGAUGAGACACGCAGCGCCAUCGUCAACGCCUCCCGUCUGCCCAUGUCCAUCAUCAUCGUGGGAGUCGGGGGAGCAGACUUCGAGGCCAUGGAGUUCCUGGAUGGAGACGAUGGGACUCUGCGCUCUGCUACAGGCGAGGCCGCCAUGCGGGACAUCGUGCAGUUUGUCCCUUUCAGGCAGUUCCAAAAUUGUGCUCCAGAAAUGCUUGCUCAGAGCGUCUUGGCAGAAGUCCCAGGUCAGGUGACGGGCUACUUCAACACCAUGAGUUUGAAGCCUCCUAACGGGGACGCCCCUCCCCCUCCCCCUGACCCCUCAGCAUCAGCACCUCCUCCUGACCUCUCAGCAUCAGCACCUCCCAGUGAUGGAUACUGAAGACCUCCUCCUCUCAGUACACCACAUGAGCAUGAAACAUCAGUCGUGCAUGAUUUGUAAAUACUAUGUACCAAUAGAACAAAGCCAUAGUACAAAGAUAUUGUCUAACAUUUCCUAAUGGUGAUGAUGUUCUUUAUUUGUCCUCUUGGGGAAAUUUGUUAUUUCAUUAUUUUUGGUUCUUUCCUUGAUUAACACACAGUAGUGGUGGUGCCUCAUUCUUGGCCCAUAUUGUUACUUAAAUCAGCAACCCUCCAGGUCCCAAGCCAAGUCCCUGGGGACUGAGCUACUGCUGCCCCACUCCCUAAAGUGCCAGAUUGUAAAGACUUUAGGUAAUUGCAUUGAUCUCCACAAUCUAUGCCAUUAGUUUAAGCCAGUAAUUUACUAAAAGUCUUUGGCAGCUACAGUCACGUCAUUCGUCUGUCAAAAUGUCGACAUUCUGGGCUGAAGUACUAAAUGUGGUGUCCAUGUUUCUGCUAACAUUUCCUCCAAUGGAAAUCACUACUUAUUUUUUGUUUUUUACACUUGCAUGUUUUCUAUAUCAAACAGAAUUCAGUAAUGUUUACAUAAUGGAUCUAUACACAAUGGAUUAAUACAUUUGCCUAAAUGAGUAGAUUUGUAGAUUUUACACCACAAACGCAAUGACAUUCUGUCCUUGCUGCAGUUUUUACUUAAAAUCUGUUUUGUUUUUAAUUUGAUAGUAUUUGUUAGCUGCAUGUUUACACUGAUGCACACUAGAAGUUAACUCUUCUCACUUAACUGUUGAAAAUGGCCUUAUACAUUUCAUGAAGUGCACAUGUGUAUUUCUUUAGACAAGUUGUUUACACCAAUCAUGUGUGGCAUUGUGUUACGUAUUAUACUUGUCUUUGUCAUUAACUUUGAUUUUAUUAAUGUUUCAUGUAAAUAUGACUUGCAGCUUAUUCAAUAUUUUGUGUAAAAUUCUUAAUUUUUUUUAAAGGUUGCUGCUACCUUCAUAUGAUAUUAAAGAAAUAUUGUAUAACUUA